This is a messenger RNA of Piliocolobus tephrosceles (Ugandan red Colobus), 2913 nucleotides long. RefSeq names its product adenosine deaminase RNA specific B1 (gene ADARB1). The record is from RefSeq and is a predicted model, not a curated record. The transcript has 11 exons. The coding region runs from base 419 to 2524 and encodes 701 amino acids. Gene Ontology annotation, molecular function: adenosine deaminase activity; tRNA-specific adenosine deaminase activity; double-stranded RNA binding. Gene Ontology annotation, cellular component: cytoplasm; nucleolus. Gene Ontology annotation, biological process: RNA processing; adenosine to inosine editing. Lineage: Eukaryota; Metazoa; Chordata; Mammalia; Primates; Cercopithecidae.
GCUGAGGCGGCCGUGGCGGCGGCGGCAUAGGCUGCCAAGCGGCCAGGUCGGCGGCCGGGGCUCCGGGCCGCGCGAGGCUACGGCCACGCCGCGCCGCUGCGCACAGCCGACGAGGCAGAACGCCGCCCGGCGCGGGACUGCGGCCGGAGCCUGGGGCGCGCGUGCGGAGGACCAGGCGCGGCGCGGCUGCGGCUGAGAGUGGAGUCUUUCAAGCUAUCAUGGAGAGCUUAAGGGGAGACUGAAGGAGGUUGAUGCUGGCCAAGUGCAGAGUUCUAGUUGCUUCAGUCCUGCUGAGAUAGCCUCUCAGUCCACUCGCACUGAAGGAAGCUGCCUUGGGAUCAGAGCAGACAUAAAGCUAGACAGAUUUCAAGACAGAAACAGUCUCCGCCAGUCAAGAAACCCUCAAAAGUGUUUUGCCAUGGAUGUAGAAGAUGAAGAAAACAUGAGUUCCAGCAGCACUGAUGUGAAGGAAAACCGCAAUCUGGACAACGUGUCCCCCAAGGAUGGCAGCACACCUGGGCCUGGCGAGGGCUCUCAGCUCUCCAAUGGGGGUGGUGGUGGCCCCGGCAGAAAGCGGUCCCUGGAGGAGGGCAGCAAUGGCCACUCCAAGUACCGCCUGAAGAAAAGGAGGAAAACACCAGGGCCCGUCCUACCCAAGAACGCCCUGAUGCAGCUGAAUGAGAUCAAGCCUGGUUUGCAGUACACGCUCCUGUCCCAGACUGGGCCCGUGCAUGCGCCUUUGUUUGUCAUGUCUGUGGAGGUGAAUGGCCAGGUGUUUGAGGGCUCUGGUCCCACAAAGAAAAAGGCCAAACUCCAUGCUGCUGAGAAGGCCUUGAGAUCUUUCGUUCAGUUUCCUAAUGCCUCUGAGGCCCACCUGGCCAUGGGGAGGACCCUGUCUGUCAACACGGACUUCACAUCUGACCAGGCUGACUUCCCUGACACGCUCUUCAAUGGUUUUGAAACUCCUGACAAGGCGGAGCCUCCCUUUUACGUGGGUUCCAACGGGGAUGACUCCUUCAGUUCCAGUGGGGACCUCAGCUUGUCGGCCUCCCCAGUGCCUGCCAGCCUAGCCCAGCCUCCUCUCCCUGUCUUACCACCAUUCCCACCCCCAAGUGGGAAGAAUCCCGUGAUGAUCUUGAACGAACUGCGCCCAGGACUCAAGUAUGACUUCCUCUCUGAGAGUGGGGAGAGCCAUGCCAAGAGCUUCGUCAUGUCUGUGGUCGUGGAUGGUCAGUUCUUUGAAGGCUCGGGGAGAAACAAGAAGCUUGCCAAGGCCCGGGCUGCACAGUCUGCCCUGGCCACCAUUUUUAACUUGCACUUGGAUCAGACGCCAUCUCGCCAGCCUAUUCCCAGUGAGGGUCUUCAGCUGCAUUUACCGCAGGUUUUAGCUGACGCUGUCUCACGCCUGGUCCUGGGUAAGUUCGGUGACCUGACCGACAACUUCUCCUCCCCUCACGCUCGCAGAAAAGUGCUGGCUGGAGUCGUCAUGACAACAGGCACAGAUGUUAAAGAUGCCAAGGUGAUAAGUGUUUCUACAGGAACAAAAUGUAUUAAUGGUGAAUACAUGAGUGAUCGUGGCCUUGCAUUAAAUGACUGCCAUGCAGAAAUAAUAUCUCGGAGAUCCUUGCUCAGGUUUCUUUAUACACAACUUGAGCUUUACUUAAAUAACAAAGAUGAUCAAAAAAGAUCCAUCUUUCAGAAAUCAGAGCGAGGAGGGUUUAGGCUGAAGGAUAAUGUCCAGUUUCAUCUGUACAUCAGCACCUCUCCCUGUGGAGAUGCCAGAAUCUUCUCACCACAUGAACCAAUCCUGGAAGAACCAGCAGAUAGACACCCAAACCGUAAAGCAAGAGGACAGCUACGGACCAAAAUAGAGUCUGGUGAGGGGACGAUUCCAGUGCGCUCCAAUGCGAGCAUCCAAACGUGGGACGGGGUGCUGCAAGGAGAGCGGCUGCUCACCAUGUCCUGCAGUGACAAGAUUGCACGCUGGAACGUGGUGGGCAUCCAGGGAUCCCUGCUCAGCAUUUUCGUGGAGCCCAUUUAUUUCUCGAGCAUCAUCCUGGGCAGCCUCUACCAUGGGGACCACCUUUCCAGGGCCAUGUACCAGCGGAUCUCCAACAUAGAGGACCUGCCACCUCUCUACACCCUCAACAAGCCUUUGCUCAGUGGCAUCAGCAAUGCAGAAGCACGGCAGCCAGGGAAGGCCCCCAACUUCAGCGUCAACUGGACGGUAGGCGACUCCGCUAUUGAGGUCAUCAACGCCACGACGGGGAAGGAUGAGCUGGGCCGCGCGUCCCGCCUGUGUAAGCACGCGUUGUACUGUCGCUGGAUGCGUGUGCACGGCAAGGUUCCCUCCCACUUACUACGCUCCAAGAUUACCAAGCCCAACAUGUACCAUGAGUCCAAGCUGGCGGCAAAGGAGUACCAGGCCGCCAAGGCGCGUCUGUUCACAGCCUUCAUCAAGGCGGGGCUGGGGGCGUGGGUGGAGAAGCCCACUGAGCAGGACCAGUUCUCACUCACGCCCUGACCCGGGCAGACAUGAUGGGGGGUGCAGGGGGCUGUGGGCAUCCAGCGUCGUCCUCCAGAACCUCACAUCUGAACUGGGGGCAGGUGCAUACCUUGGGGAAGGAGUUGGGGGACACAGGGGACCACCAGGUGUCCACGGUUGUCCCCAGCAUCUCACAUCAGACCUGGGGCAGGUGCGCAGUGUGGGGAGGGGAUGGGGUGUGUCGGGGCCCAGCAUCGCCGCCUGGCAUCUCUCUGCCGCAGCAUUUCCCCUUCUGAACCGUCCAGUGACUGCUUUCAAUCUCGGUUUACGUUUAGAAAUUGAGUUCUACUGAGUAGGGCUUCCUUAAGUUUAGGAAAAUAGAAAUUACUUUGUGUGAAAUUCUUGAAUAAAUAAUUUAUUCAGAGCUA